AUUGGACGUGCUAGAGACGGAAGCGGGUCUCUGGCUGGUACUGAGCGGCUUCCGGUGGUGAGACUGCAGCACGAUGGCUACUGAUUCUUGGGCCCUAGCGGUGGAUGAGCAGGAGGCUGCAGCUGAGACGCUUAACAAGUUACAGCUGAAAGAUGACAAGCCUGAAGCACCAGCGCCCAAGCCUGAAGCGCCCAAGCCUGAAGCACCCAAUCCUGACGCACCCAAGCCAGAGAGCAAUGGUACAGAGACUCCUGAUAAUGGCAACGGUGCAGAAAAGACAGAGAAUGGGGAAGAAAAGACAGAAGAGGAUGAUAAGGAGGACAAAGCUGCGCAGUCUCUACUUAACAAGCUUAUUCGAAAUAACUUGGUUAACACCACCAAUCAAGUUGAAGUGCUUCAACGCGAUCCAAACUCCCCUCUGUAUUCUGUGAAAUCUUUUGAGGAGCUGAGAUUGAAAAAGGAGCUUCUACAAGGAGUCUAUGCUAUGGGAUUUAAUCGUCCAUCUAAAAUCCAAGAGAAUGCUCUUCCCAUGAUGCUUGCUGAGCCGCCUCAGAAUCUCAUUGCACAGUCCCAGUCUGGGACAGGUAAAACGGCUGCCUUUGUUCUUGCAAUGCUCAGUCGUGUAGAUCCUGCAAACAAAUACCCACAGUGCUUGUGCCUUUCCCCUACCUAUGAGUUGGCCUUACAAACUGGGAAGGUAAUCGAGCAAAUGGGGAAGUACCAUCCUGACAUCAAUCUGGCGUAUGCAGUACGGGGAAACAAAUUUGAACGUGGGCAUAAGAUUUCUGAGCAGAUUGUCAUUGGUACACCAGGCACUGUCCUGGACUGGUGCACAAAACUAAGAUUUAUUGAUCCCAAGAAAAUGAAGGUCUUUGUUCUUGAUGAAGCGGAUGUAAUGAUUGCAACUCAGGGACAUCAAGAUCAGAGCAUCAGGAUUCAGAGGAUGUUGCCACGUGACUGUCAGAUGCUUCUGUUCUCUGCCACGUUUGAGGAUUCAGUAUGGAAAUUUGCUCAGAAAGUUGUGCCAGAGCCCAACAUCAUCAAACUAAAACGGGAAGAGGAGACCCUUGACACAAUUAAACAGUACUAUGUGCUUUGUAACAACCGGGAAGAAAAGUUUGAAGCUCUCUGCAAUAUUUAUGGUGCUAUAACCAUUGCACAAGCCAUGAUCUUCUGCCAUACUCGUAAAACUGCAUCUUGGCUAGCAGGUGAACUGUCAAAAGAAGGACACCAAGUUGCUCUCCUAAGUGGAGAGAUGAUGGUUGAACAGAGAGCAGCUGUGAUUGACCGCUUUAGAGAGGCAAAAGAGAAGGUGCUGGUAACGACUAACGUGUGCGCCAGAGGUAUUGAUGUAGAACAAGUAUCUGUCGUUAUAAACUUUGACCUUCCAGUGGACAAAGAUGGUAGCCCAGAUAAUGAGACUUAUUUGCAUCGUAUUGGCCGCACAGGACGUUUUGGCAAGAGAGGCCUGGCAAUCAAUAUGGUGGACAGCAAACACAGCAUGAAUAUUCUGACCAGGAUCCAGCAGCACUUUAAUAAAAAAAUAGAGAAGUUGGACACACAUGACAUGGAUGAAAUUGAGAAAAUUGCAAACUGAAUUACCAAUUAGCCCUUCUUCUGCACCAAGAUCUCCUUAGAAGUGGUGUUUUGCAACUGAGCAACCACGAGAACGUAGCUCACCUCCAUACUUUUGCGUGAGCUCCCAAUGGAGGAGUCUGUAUGAUAUUCUUGGGUUUUUGUUUUUUAGCCUAGCCUUAAUAAGAGAAGUCUUUUUAAAUUUAAA
Messenger RNA from Bombina bombina (fire-bellied toad), 1783 nucleotides. RefSeq names its product ATP-dependent RNA helicase DDX19A. Lineage: Eukaryota; Metazoa; Chordata; Amphibia; Anura; Bombinatoridae. Bases 74 to 1597 code for a protein of 507 amino acids. Gene Ontology annotation, molecular function: RNA binding; RNA helicase activity; ATP binding. Gene Ontology annotation, cellular component: cytoplasmic stress granule; nucleus. The record is from RefSeq and is a predicted model, not a curated record. The transcript has 12 exons. Gene Ontology annotation, biological process: poly(A)+ mRNA export from nucleus.